AUGAGGGACAAAUCUUUACCAAAGAACGGUGCCCACCUCCAUAACUGCCUGGUCCACCUACUACACUACCCGGACCACCUCCUACACUACCUGGCCUACCUCCAUAACCACCCAAUCCACCUCCUUGGAUACCCGGUCUACCACCUACACUACUCAGACCACCCCCUACACUACUUGGUCCACCUUCAUAACUACCAGGCAUCCCUCCUUGGAUACCAGGUCCACCUCCAUAACUUCCCGGGCCACCUCCUACACUACCCGGUCCUCCUUGGUUACCCGGUCCACCUCCUACACUACCCGGACCACCUCCUACACUACCUGGCCCACCGCCUAGAAUACCCGGACCAGCUCCAUAACUACCCGGUCCCCCUCCUUGGAUACUCGGUCCACCUCCUACACUAUCCGGACCACCUCCUACACUACUUGGCCCACCCCGUUCACUACCUGGCCCACCUUCAUAACUACCCGGUCCCGGAGGAGGUAGAUCUGGUAUCCAAGGAGGGCUUUGGAUACCCGAUCUAUCUGCUACAUUACCCGGACCGCCUCCAUAACUACCCAGACCACCACCUACACUACCCGGCCCACCGCCUACACUACCCGGACCCGCUCCAUAACUACCUGGACCACCACCUACACUACCCGGCCCGCCACCAUAACUACCAGGUCCUCCUUGGAUACCCGGUCCACCUCUUACACUACCCGGACCACCGCCUACACUACCCUGACCACCUCCAUAACUACCCGGACCACUUCCUACACUACCUGGCCCACCUCCAUAACUACCUGGUCCCCCUCCAUAACUACCCGGUCCCCCUCCUUGGAUACCCGGUCUACCUGCUGCACUACCCGAACCAUCUCCAUAAAUACCCGGACCACCACCUACACUACCCGGCCCACCUCCUUGGAUACCCGGUCCACCUCCUAUACUACCCGGGCCACCUCCUACACCCGGCCCACCUCCCAGCAUAA
Messenger RNA from Cydia strobilella, 969 nucleotides. RefSeq names its product histidine-rich glycoprotein-like. The record is from RefSeq and is a predicted model, not a curated record. The coding region runs from base 1 to 969 and encodes 322 amino acids. The transcript has 3 exons. Lineage: Eukaryota; Metazoa; Arthropoda; Insecta; Lepidoptera; Tortricidae.